This is a messenger RNA of Lactuca sativa (garden lettuce), 2062 nucleotides long. Its product is annotated as Pentatricopeptide repeat (PPR) superfamily protein. Gene Ontology annotation, molecular function: protein binding. The record is from RefSeq and is a predicted model, not a curated record. Lineage: Eukaryota; Viridiplantae; Streptophyta; Magnoliopsida; Asterales; Asteraceae.
UAUAUUUCUAUCUUUUCUCCAUUCGGGACCCACCCACACUGGACUCCAAUCCCUCCCUCCAUUCGUACUGCUUCCAACCUCUCGUUCCUCAUCUUCUCCACCCCAACACACACUCAUUUCACCUCCAUUACACACACAUAUACUGAGAACGCAUGACGCUCAACUUAACUUCUCCGUGGCCAAAUCGUCUCUAUUUUCACUCCACUCACCAUCACCGCUUCCUCUCCACAUCCAACGAAGCUGCGGCAAAUUCGUCAAAAUGGCAGCUUUUUUGCAAUUUUCGCACUCCAAAUCAUAAUAACUACAAUAUCAAGGCUUCGUUGAGCGAGAGCUAUCAUGAAGGUUCUGUAGUAGCUGGUGAUGGUGCUGGUAAUGAUGAUUAUGAGUUGAUUAUUAGUAGAGUUUCGGCUGCAAAAGACGCGAGUGAAGCACUGGAGGUGUUUGGUGAAAUGACUAAGAGAAGCGGUGGUGCCAUUAGUACCUCUGAUUGCUGUUCAAUUAUUUCGUCUGCGCUUGAUAGGAACAAUGCGGAUUUGGCACUGUCCGUUUUUAAAGCCAUGCGGUCGAGUUUCAACGCAGAAGAGGUAGGUGUUAGAGAUAAAGAUGUUGGUGAUGUAUGGAAGUGGCCGAGACCUGAUGUAAAUACAUACACACUCUUGGUUCGGGGUCUAGCUGCAUCAUUGAGGGUUUCAGAUGCUCUUACCAUCAUUGCUAAUGUUUGCAGAGUUGGAGUAUCUCCAGGUGAAGAGGUCCCUUUUGGUAAGAUUGUACGAUGUCCUACUUGCACGAUAGCUGUUGCUGUUGCACAACCCCAAAAUGGUAUUCAGAUUGUUUCCUGCUCCAAAUGUCGUUACCAAUACGAGCUUGUUUCAGGCAACAUAACUAGUAUCGAGUCAGAAGAAAUCAGCAUGGAUGUUCCCGCAUGGAAAAGAGGGCUGCAGUUGUUGCAGCUACUCAAAGAAACUACUCCUGCUGCUGUUCACUCCAUUGUUGUACAGACACCAUCUGGGAUGGGUCGAACACACAGAUUUGCUACCAAAACAGUUGAUCUCCCUGCAAAAGAAGGGGAACGUGUAACAAUUGCUUUAGCAGCUCCAUUAAGUGUCUACAGAGAAGUGGGCCCCUUAAAAUUUAGCCCCAAAACCCCCAACUAUUACCCUGGAGAGCCUAUGUCUCUAACAAAUCAUCAAGACUCCAGAGAAUCACCAUUACUCAGAGCCCCGACUAAAAACCAACCACUUUCCUUAUUUACCCCUACUGUCUUCUUUCCACUUGUCACUGUCUUAGCCACUGGAGAUGUGGCCUCGGGCAUGAUAGACCCUGGAUUACCUCAGUUUAUUACAGUUGCAGCUGUUUCCUCCUUAGCUGUUGGAGCCACUUUAAACGGUCUGGUUUUUCCACAAUUAAAUCGAUUUGUUCUUUUUUUUCACCAGCUUCCUCAAAGAGUUGUGGAAACAGUUGCUAUUAGGCAGCAACUACUGUCUCAGUAUGACACGCUUCAAUCUCGUAUUAAGGAUUUAAAAGAUGCAGCUGAAAACGAGGUAUGGAUGCUGGCUCGUAUGUGUCAACUGGAGAACAAAAUUGUGGCUGUUGGAGAGCCUUCUUACCGUGCAAGGAGAAGUAGAGUGAAAAGGGUGCGUGAAGGUCUAGAAAGUUCCUUGAAAUCUCGACUCGAACUAAUCGAAAGCUAUGCGAGAAUUUCUUCAAUGAUUGAAAUCGAGGUAGAAAUGGAUUCUGAUGUUCUUGCUGCUGAAGCAGCCAGCAAUGUGGAGACUAUUGCUGAGCAGAUACAACAGAUAAUGGAGCUUGAAAAUCUUGAAGAGAAAUGGAGAAUUCAAGCAGAGGCAAAUGAUGAGGUGGAGAAACUUCUCAGUACUGAGAUUAUACCUUAACAAACUGGAUCAUAUUAAUUUCUUCAUAACUUUUGAAAAAGGAUCUUGUAUAAAAGAUUCAAAGUUCACAUUUGUAAAUUCAAAAAGACAUUGAUGCUUAAAAACAUUAAACUAUAUGAUAAAUCCAUUUUGCCUUGCCAAAACUGGUUGGGUGGUUGUGAUUUAAGGUA